GCGGCGGCGGGCGGCGGGCGCGGCGCGGCGCGGCGCCAUCUUGCAGCCGGCGGCGCGGAUUGAAUGAGCCCGCCGAGCCCGGGCCGCCGUCGCGAGCAGCGCAGGCCGCGAGCCGCCGCCACCAUGGCCACGCCGCUGCCCGGCCGCGCGGGCGGACCAGCCACGCCGCUGUCGCCCACGCGCCUGUCGCGGCUGCAGGAGAAGGAGGAGCUGCGCGAGCUCAACGACCGCCUGGCUCACUACAUCGACCGCGUCCGCGCGCUGGAGCUGGAGAACGACCGGCUCCUGCUCAAGAUCUCAGAGAAGGAGGAGGUGACCACGCGCGAGGUGAGUGGCAUCAAGGCGCUGUACGAGUCAGAGCUGGCCGACGCCCGGAGAGUCCUGGAUGAGACAGCUCGAGAGCGCGCCCGGCUGCAGAUAGAGAUUGGGAAGCUGAGGGCAGAGUUGGACGAGGUCAACAAGAGCGCCAAGAAGAGGGAGGGAGAGCUCACGGUGGCCCAGGGCCGUGUGAAGGACCUGGAGUCCCUGUUCCACCGGAGCGAGGUGGAGCUGGCAGCUGCCCUCAGCGACAAGCGUGGCCUGGAGAGUGACGUGGCCGAGCUGCGGGCCCAGCUGGCCAAGGCCGAGGACGGUCAUGCAGUGGCCAAAAAGCAGCUGGAGAAGGAGACGCUGAUGCGUGUGGACCUGGAGAACCGCUGCCAGAGCCUGCAGGAGGAGCUGGACUUCCGGAAGAGUGUGUUCGAGGAGGAGGUGCGGGAGACGCGGCGGCGGCACGAGCGGCGCCUGGUGGAGGUGGAUAGCAGCCGGCAGCAGGAGUAUGACUUCAAGAUGGCACAGGCGCUGGAGGAGCUGCGGAGCCAGCACGACGAGCAAGUGCGGCUCUACAAGCUGGAGCUGGAGCAGACCUACCAGGCCAAGCUGGACAGCGCCAAGCUGAGCUCUGACCAGAACGACAAGGCGGCCAGUGCGGCUCGCGAGGAGCUGAAGGAGGCCCGCAUGCGCCUGGAGUCCCUCAGCUACCAGCUCUCCGGCCUCCAGAAGCAGGCCAGCGCCGCUGAAGAUCGCAUCCGGGAGCUGGAGGAGGCCAUGGCCGGGGAGCGGGACAAGUUCCGGAAGAUGCUGGACGCCAAGGAGCAAGAGAUGACGGAGAUGCGGGACGUGAUGCAGCAGCAGCUGGCCGAAUACCAGGAGCUGCUGGACGUGAAGCUGGCCCUGGACAUGGAGAUCAACGCCUACCGGAAGCUCCUGGAGGGCGAAGAGGAGAGGCUGAAGCUGUCCCCCAGCCCAUCCUCGCGCGUCACCGUCUCACGAGCCACCUCGAGCAGCAGCGGCGGCAGCACGUCGGCCACUGGGCGCCUGGGCCGCAGUAAGCGGAAGAGGCUGGAGGUGGAGGAGCCCUUGGGCAGCGGCCCCAGCGUCCUGGGCACGGGCACGGGUGGUGGUGGCGGCUUCCACCUGGCCCAGCAGGCCUCGGCCUCGGGCAGUGUCAGCAUCGAGGAGAUCGACCUGGAGGGCAAGUUCGUGCAGCUCAAGAACAACUCUGACAAGGAUCAGUCUCUGGGGAACUGGAGAAUUAAGAGGCAGAUCUUGGAGGGGGAGGAGAUCGCCUACAAGUUCACGCCCAAGUACGUCCUGCGCGCUGGCCAGAUGGUCACGGUGUGGGCCGCUGGUGCUGGAGUGGCCCACAGCCCCCCCUCGACGCUGGUGUGGAAGGGCCAGAGCAGCUGGGGCACGGGCGAGAGCUUCCGCACCGUCCUGGUUAACGCGGAUGGCGAGGAAGUGGCCAUGAGGACUGUGAAGCAGUCCUCAGUGGUGCGAGAGAAUGAGAAUGGGGAGGAAGAGGAGGAGGAAGCUGAGUUCGGCGAGGAGGAUCUUUUCCACCAACAGGGGGACCCGAGGACCACCUCGAGAGGCUGCUACGUGAUGUGAACCCACACUCCUCAUCCACACACCUUUCUUUACCCAGAGCCACUGAAAACUAUUUUUAUAUCAUUGGCUUUCUUUAGUUCUUGAUACAUUUCUAGAGAAUUUCUAAGCAAACUGCCAGAACGUGUGGGUGGGUAUCCUCCAGCCUCACUUCGCUGCCACUUCACCGCUGCCCCGGAGACUUUUCAGUCCCACCCCACUCCCCAUCUCACCAUUUGGUCAAAUUGGAAGCCCAGGGCCAGGACCCCGAGGUUUAGAAGAUGCUCGGGCUUGGAGGGAGGAGGGCCGGCGAGGCUAGAGCGGGGACAGGAGACGGCCCCGAUGCGAACAGAGCGCGGAAACCGCGUAGGAAUUCAGUGGUGGUGGGUUUUUUGAAGGCUUUCUACAAAACCAAAUUCAGAAUCCAGGCGUCGACCUGGUGGGGCCGGGGGCCAAGCCUGCAUUCUGGCUGCCCAGCUUCUGACAGCAGGAGCUCCUCAGGCAGCCACGCAGUGGGUGUGGAGCAGCGUGGGGGUGGCAUGGCCCCCAGGGUGGGUUUUCGCUCCGCUGCCUGGGCUUCCAGAUUGCCGUUCUGACAGCCCACCGGCCGGGUUUCUCGGACCGUUGACUUUAUUUGGGGGAGUUUUCCCUCAGGUCAGUUCCUGACUCUGCAGGGCCAACAGGGCAGGGGAGGGGAAGACCCGGGGAAGGGAGAAUGAGGACAGUCCCGUUGUAAGACCUGUCACAUUAAGCAGGGAGGGGACACAGCUGGUUGCCUCGGAGGCAGAGGCUGUGAGUUUCAGAACAGCUGUCUGCAGGGAACGCCACCAUGUGGACUCCCUGGAGGAGAGCGCUGUGGAGCCCCUCCCGGGUUCCGGCUCCGUCUGCCCUGUGCCUAGAUACACACACGCAUCUAUCCAUACUGUAACUUUCAUCUGUGAUUCUCUCGCUGAAGCCAUGUUUCUCAGAUAGGCCAAGGCCACCUGACUCCUAUCACGAUGCCCCCAAGCCCCUCAGUCCAGCUUCCCAACGCCUGGCACCCCCUUUGGCAAUAGCUCACCGUCUACACCCUCCCUCAUAGAUACACAGAAGUUAUUUUUUUAAUGGAUAUUUAUUUUUUUACAUUAGUCAGUACGCAGGUCAGGAGCUCACGCCAGGGCCUUGAGGACAGGCUGACUCUCCUCCCCGGGGUGGUGUGGGACUGGGGGUCACUCUGACAGCAAAGCCUCCUUCAGAAAGUGCAGCUCGAGUCUUAAAGCCACCAAAACUGAGCCGUUGGCACGCGCCGUCUCCAGGCCUUGGCAGGGUGGGGGCGGCACCGCUCCCCUGUCACUGUGCAUCCCGUCUCCCUGGGGACUUGCCAGUGGGAGGAAGGAAUGGGGGGCCCCAGCCCCAGGCCGGGAAGUAGCCAGCGGCUGACAAAGCAGAAACACCCGCUGCUCCAUGUAGCCCCCGCUCGCUGUCCUUGCUCUCAGAAGUCCCUGUCCCGGUUGGGCGCGGUGGCUCACGCCUGUAAUCCCAGCACUUUGGGAGGCCGAGACGGGCGGAUCACGAGGUCAGGAGAUCGAGACCAUUCUGGCUAACACGGUGAAACCCCGUCUCUACUAAAAAAUACAAAAAACUAGCCGGGCGAGGCGGCGGGCGCCUGUAGUCCCAGCUACUCGGGAGGCUGAGGCAGGAGAAUGGCGUGAACCCGGGAGGCGGAGCUUGCAGUGAGCUGAGAUCCGGCCACUGCACUCCAGCCUGGGCGACAGAGCGAGACUCCGUCUCAAAAAAAAAAAAAAAAGAAGUCCCUGUCCCAUGUGGAUCAAGGGGGGCGUGUCUUACCAAAGCAUUUCCUCCUGGAGGGGCCCGACAGGCUACCACGCUGUGCUCCCAGUCAGGUGGCUGGUGGGGAGCUUUGCCCACCCCAGGGAUACCCUCUGCCAGCCGCUGGAAGUGGGAGUGCUGGCGACAGACUCCUCUUCCCCACCUUCAUGGCAGGAAUCACCUGGACUCCAGUGGCCAGGCUUCGUGCCAGCGAGUGUUCCGGGGGUGGGUCUUGGUGGUCUUGUCCUGUGCAGAGUAUGCAGUGGUCUCAGCCACAUCCUACGUAUUUUGGGCCUGGGGGAGCAAAGCUGUAUCCUGGAGUUGGUCUGCAAUUUGCUGACAGCUUCACAGGCUGGGCUCAGGGACAAAGUCCCCCCCCAAAACCGGCAGGUCCUGGUGUCCAGACACUGCCCAGCCCUGUCCUGAACACAGCACGCCCCAGGUCCACAGAACCCCCCGCCCUACAUUUGCCUUGGGUGGAGGCUGAGGGUGGUCCUAGGACUGCAGGUGCCCUUAGCUGAAGGGAGUGGGGAGAGGUGUGGACUGUGCAUCCUGUGGGUGAUUGGAGGUUCAUUGAGAAUUGAGUCUUUGGAAACACUAAGAAAAUCAAAGUUUUAGAAGUUAUUUAUGGCCUGGGAAACAAUUUGCAUUUGUCCCCAAAUACGCUUAGCUGUGUGCCGCUUAGAACGAUGCGAAACCAUCCCUCUGUGUAAGCCCAUGCUGUGACUCCAAGCCUAGCGCCCUCCCUGCGAAGCAUCAGACGCCGCCCAGCCCUGGGGGGAGGCCCACGGCUGCUGGACCAACGCGGGUUCUGGGGUGCACAGCCCAAGGUUAACGCGGAAGCCUGCCCCGCUGAGCCCAGGAGCCAGGAGGCCUGCGGGCUGACCCAGAAUCCGAUCAUGCACCUGUCCUCAUGCCAGCGGCUUUGGCUGGGGUUGGUCUGAGGCCUGCACGGGGCAGUUCCUUGUUAAAGAUCCAAGGGACUCAGUCCUGGGGCGUCGCCGCCUGCAGCGUCUUCCAAGCCCUGCGUCCAGCGAGCGUCACAGCACAACCUGCAAACGGAGCUGGGCUGUAGCCUUGGGGCUGGCAUGGACUUUCAUUUCCGAGAUUCGGUUUUUAAGAAGAUGCAUGCCAAAUGUGGUGUUCUUUUUUUUUUUUUUUUCCAAUGAUUUGUAAUAUACAUUUUAUGACUGGAAACUUUUGUACAACACUCCAAUAAACAUUUUGAUUUUA
This is a messenger RNA of Macaca mulatta (Rhesus monkey), 4947 nucleotides long. It is a transcript of the gene LMNB2, whose product is annotated as lamin B2. The record is from RefSeq and is a predicted model, not a curated record. Gene Ontology annotation, molecular function: structural constituent of cytoskeleton. Lineage: Eukaryota; Metazoa; Chordata; Mammalia; Primates; Cercopithecidae. Gene Ontology annotation, biological process: nuclear envelope organization; nuclear migration; heterochromatin formation. Gene Ontology annotation, cellular component: nuclear envelope; nuclear lamina.